AUGUUCAAAGAUAAGGACUUCUCCAGCAACGAGAAGGCUGGGAGUUCCAGCAGAGCCCAGUCUCUGUUGUCAGUGCAUACACAAGAAUAUGACCUUGAAGUGUCCAAGUCUGUUCCAGUUGCCUUGGCCGAGGGCCAUAAGCUUAAGAGAGAUUUGCAGAGUAGACACAUCACCAUGAUUGCUAUCGGUGGUGCUCUUGGAACGGGUCUCCUGAUUGGUACCACCUCAGCUCUUGCAAGCGGUGGCCCAGGUUCUGUUUUCGUUGCUUAUUCAAUUGUGGGACUAGUGGUCUACUGUGUGAUGUGUGCUCUGGGUGAAAUGGCUACAUACAUUCCUUUGCCCGAGGGUUUUGCUGGUUAUGCUUCUAGAUAUGUCGAUCCUGCUCUCGGAUUUGCUGUGGGUUAUUGUUAUCUUUUCAAGUAUCUCAUCAUCACCCCAAACCAGUUGGUGGCUGCUUCCUUGGUACUACAGUACUGGGUCGAUGCCGAUAGGGUGAACCCGGGAGUGUGGAUUGCAAUUUUUCUGGUGGUUAUAACGUUCAUCAACUACUUUGGUGUCAAGUUCUUUGGUGAGUUCGAGUUUUGGCUCUCUUCGCUCAAAGUUAUUACCGUUGUUGGUCUAAUUAUCUUGCUGUUCGUUCUCAUGCUGGGUGGAGGCCCCAACCACGACAGAACUGGAUUCCGCUACUGGAAAACGCCUGGCUCGUUUAAACCGUAUGAUGGUGUCGAGCCUGAUUCACUCGCCAAGUUCGUGUCAUUCUGGUCCGUUUUUGUCUACGCUACCUUUGCCUAUUUGGGAACAGAACUGGUGGGUGUCGUUUUUGGAGAAGCGCGCAACCCUCGUCACAGCAUCAAGAAGGCCAUCAAACUCACCUUCUACCGUAUCCUGUUCUUCUACUGUCUCUCUGUGCUUCUUUUGGGAUGCUGUGUUGCCUACAACGACCCUAAUCUGCUCGCAGCCAAGAAGAGCUCCACUUCCAGUGCCGCAUCUCCUUUCGUCGUUGCCGCCAAGAACGCCGGAAUUGGAGUGCUGCCACACAUUAUCAACGCGGCGAUUCUGAUCUUCAUCUUCUCGGCGUGUAACUCUGACUUGUACAUUGCUACGAGAACCCUCUACGGAUUGUCCGCCAAUGGAAAAGCACCCAAGGUCUUUUCCAGAACCAACAAAAACGGUGUCCCUAUUUAUGCAUUGGCUUUUGCUUGUGUUUUCUGUUGUCUUGCUUUCAUGGCGUGUUCUUCCAAUUCGAAGACCGUUUUCAACUACUUCGUCAACGUUGUUUCGAUCUUCGGUCUUCUGACGUGGGUUUCCAUUCUGGUCACCCACAUCUUUUUCAUGAAGGCUCUUGCUGCCCAGGGAAUCAAUAGAAAGACUGAUCUCGUUUACAAAGCACCUUUCCAGCCUUAUGCUUCCUACUUUGCUCUCUUCAUGUGCAUUCUCAUCUCCCUCAUUAAGAACUUCACCGUCUUCAUCGGAGGAUUUGAUUACAAAAAUUUCAUCACCGGUUACAUUGGUAUCCCUGUUUACCUCAUUUCUCUAUUUGGCUACAAGAUCAUUAUGCGCUCGAAGCGUGUUAGGCCAGAGGAGGCUGAUCUUUACACCUACAAGGAUGUGAUUGACGCCGAGGAGGCUGAAUGUCUCAAAGAAGACGAGGAGGCGAAGGCUGCAAGGGCUGGACGCCCACAUGACCUCAGCUGGUUCUACGAAACCUUUAUUGGCUGGUUGUUCUAA
Messenger RNA from Kuraishia capsulata CBS 1993, 1728 nucleotides. RefSeq lists its product as uncharacterized. Bases 1 to 1728 code for a protein of 575 amino acids. Gene Ontology annotation, molecular function: amino acid:sodium symporter activity. Lineage: Eukaryota; Fungi; Ascomycota; Pichiomycetes; Pichiales; Pichiaceae. The transcript has a single exon. The record is from RefSeq and is a predicted model, not a curated record. Gene Ontology annotation, cellular component: membrane. Gene Ontology annotation, biological process: sodium ion transport; amino acid transmembrane transport.